Molecule: messenger RNA, 2274 nt
Organism: Wasmannia auropunctata (little fire ant)
Lineage: Eukaryota; Metazoa; Arthropoda; Insecta; Hymenoptera; Formicidae
Gene: Lamp1
Product: lysosome-associated membrane glycoprotein 1-like
Exons: 5
Coding region: 149-1228 (359 amino acids)
Cellular component (GO): membrane
Source: RefSeq, a predicted model, not a curated record
GGACAGAUGGCAGCAGGCACCCCAGUGGCCGUCCGCUACUCCGCUCCAUGGUUCUCGGGUUCUCCUCAUUUUCCUGGACCGCGCCGAUCGGAUCACACCAACGGCAUCGUAAUUGUCGCGACACGACUCACCCGACGAACGUUCGACGAUGCUGAGACCUCUGCUGCUUUUGUGUUGGGCCGCGACGAUUGUGUCAGCUGGCGGCCAGUUAGGUGGCAUCAACAAUGACACAAAUGUUCCUGCCAAUUCGGCGAGCAGCAAUCCAAGUUCUCAGACAACGUUGUUUGUUCCGCCUGAACCGAGCGUAGAAAUCGAUAAGUCGGCAACUGUAUCCCCGGCUAAGGACGAGCAUACGACAAACGAUACCUCGGAAACGUCAGAAGGCAUUCCACCGGCAAGGACUACGACUACGACUACAACUACAACUACAACUACAACUACAACUACAACUUCGAAGCCAACCACAACCGUGCCGACUACGACCACAACCAAGUCGACUACUACCACCACAGCCAAGCCUACCACCACGACCGCUGUUCCCACAACGCCGGCGCCGCCGACCCCGCUUCCUCCGCCGAGCACCGAGAAGUGGAUGGUCAAGGAGAACAACACGCUUUGCAUUAUCGUUCAAAUGGCUGUGCAACUCAAUGUUUCUUACAUCAGCGCUAAUAACAUGACCCUUCACAAGGCGCUGGACGUGCCCAACAACACUACCGCGAAAAGUGCAGGGAAUUGCGGUAAAAUCGAGCAGAACCUGACGCUGACGUGGGAAUCGCAGAACAAGACGGCCAUGAACAACUUCACGAUUCAUUUCGUAAAGAACGAGACUGAAAAGCAUUAUUCUCUUCAUCACCUCGAGAUCUCCUUGGCGGCCGACGAAUUCCCGAAUGCCGAAUCAAAUAAGACGGUGACUCUGGUACAUGUGGCACCGCAAUUCAAGACUGGAUUGAGCAACUCGUACAGAUGUAUCAAGGAACAGCAGCUGGACUUGACCCGCGAGAGUAGCAACGUGACUGUGGGGCUUCUGAAAGUGACCAAUUUGCAGUUCCAAGCUUUCCGGGGUGAUAACACUACCGUUUUUGGCCUAGCCAAAGACUGCUCGUUCGACACGCCCGACAUCGUUCCCAUAACUGUGGGCUGUGCGCUGGCGGCCUUGGUGGUAAUCGUAUUGAUCGCAUACCUCAUCGGCCGCAGACGAAGUCAGGCCCGCGGUUACCUUAGCAUGUAAGCCGAGAGUUCCGUGAGGUUUCCUUCUCUCUAUUUCCCCUCCCCCCCCUUUUUUAAAUCGUUAAACUGAUUUUUUUUUUUAUACGAUUCUCCGUCCGAACGGAGCUUCGAUUGUCUUAUUGAGAAUCUAUGUAGCUGUACUUUUUGUGUUCUAUAGCCACGAGGGCUGUGACACACAUGUUAAGAGGAAAGAAAAAAUAAUAUAGUUUAUACGUUUGUAAAGUUAUCCGCGCUCGCGUGCGGCAAUAUUAGAAAAAGAAAAAAAAAUAGAUACGUAUCGCAAGGCGGUUAAAAAAAAUAACGAUACAGGGUGGAUGAUUCCGUGGAGCAACGUGCUUCGCGUUCUACAAGGGCAAAUACUCUCCAAUAAGUACGAAUUUGACAUGGUUAAAUCGCGACAGAGAGAAAGAGAGAGAUCUGCAUCGUAUCUGCGCUGCUCCACUUUUGACUGGCAGCCCGGAUCGUUUGAUUUUUCCAAAAAAAACGUAGCCUGAUUCAUUGAAACGGAAUUGGAAUGAGUAAAAUUCUGAUCGAUAAUGUAUAGCCAUGUUAGAUGUCCGUGCGCUGGAUUCGCAGCUUGUAACGGGACGCGUCAUAACGCGAGAUAUAUAUAUAUUUUUUUUUAUCCGUUCUCCUUUUUUCUUUCUUUUAAAGGAACAUUUACCUGACUUUAAUUACCGCGAUACGAUAAACCGCCUUUACUCUACAUCCAUACUUAAUGCAUACGUCGAUAUGUGUUUCCGUUACAUUCGUACUCUCGAAUUCUUUUUAUUAAACUGUACUGUGAAGUAAUAGCAGUUGUGUUUAUAUAAAUAUAGCCCUAUAGGUAUGCGUGUGUGAGUGUAUCAGAAUAGUAUGAAGGAGCACGAGCUUCGUUGGUGUUAAAAGGGUUUUGAGCUUCACUUUAAGUGGGCAUAAACCACCGAACGCUAAAUUAGACACUAUAAAUAGUGCAAUCUUUUAGGUGUGUAAAAAAAAAAAGGUAUUAGUUUACAGAGCAAAACGGAGUUGAAUAAAACGGAAAAUAAAACGUAACAUCAAAAGUAA